UACACCCACUGUUCGCUCUUAAGUUCUGCCACUUCCUGCUGCUACACACCUUAUUAUCUCAUCUUCAUGCCCUAAUAAUUAAAUUAAAACGUGCUCCCAGCGUUUAUGAAGCAAUUUACUGUAAAAAUAGUGGUUAAAUAGCCAAUUAGGAGACAUGUUGCUUAAGGGCAGCUUUAGUGCAGUUGCUACACUUAGCGUGCUAGCUAGCUAGCGAGCUGUGAAAAUAAUAAUUUUUUGGUGCUUGUCCUUGUUACAUCUCUCCCCAAACAUCUCUUCUUUCUGCUGGGAUUCAGAGGAAAAUCUUCUCUUUCUCUUCACCAACUCUGGUCGUUUGGCUCCGGGCGGAACGUAACUGCCGCGUCCUAUAACAACGCCACCAGAGAGUCGCUGAAGUUAUUCGGCGCUCGACCUUCCCGUGGAUCACCGCGCUCGCCGCUCCACUUCCCCCGACGCGUGACGCCACACCUGGCAACUUUGUCCCCUGCUGCUGCUGCUGUCUCUGCUUUUCAGCUUGUCCUUUUUAAUGAUGUGAGACUCAUGGCUGGUGGAGGACUGAGCCCUGAACAUCCAACAUCCACUCUGACGUUUUCUGGAUUCUUUCAAGUCUUUACAUUAACGUUCCACACUGAGGAGAAUCAGACACAUCCAUCACUCUGUGGAUUCGACAUUAAUCUACACCAGUAAAUGUGCUGCUGCUGUUUUUGAGAUUUCCACAGUGAACUUGAUUCCAGGAGAAGAAAAUGCUGCGUUCUCUGGCUCAUAUUCUGUGCAGAUGAUGUAGUGAAUCUCAUAAACCCUGAGGGUUGUCUGUAGUUGCGAUGGCCGCCAUCUCUGCAGAGAAGGAGCAGCCCCUGCUGCAUCGGCAGGAGGUGGACUCCAGCCGAGUCCGGAGCUGCGUCCUCUCCCCGAUCCUCGGCUCGUCCUCUCCCGCUCUGUCCAUCGACACCAGCCAGCCCAUCUGCAUCCCGUCGCCUUACACCGACCUCGGCCACGACUUCCCCACCAUCCCGUUCUACAGCCCCACAAUCUACAGCUAUGCCAGUCCCGGCAUUCCGGACUGUCCCUCCGUCCACCAGUCACUGAGUCCGUCCUUAUUCUGGCCCGGGCACGGACACAUGGGUCCGACCGUGCCGCUGCACCGCUCCCAGGCCCGACUUCAGCACAGCCAGCCAAUCCAGAGUCAGUGGGUGGAGUUGACGCCUCGGGACAGCGUCUUAAUGAGCAGCAAGAGUGUGAGGAGGCGUUCCCAGGAGAGCGAUGAGGGCGUGGUGUCGUCCGCCGUCAAAGCGGACCACCACUACUGCGCCGUGUGUCACGACUACGCCUCGGGAUACCAUUACGGAGUGUGGUCGUGUGAGGGCUGCAAGGCCUUUUUCAAGAGGAGCAUCCAAGGACACAAUGACUACAUCUGUCCAGCAACGAAUCAGUGCACUAUAGACAAGAAUCGUCGCAAGAGCUGCCAGGCCUGUCGCCUCCGAAAGUGCUAUGAAGUUGGAAUGACCAAGUGUGGUAUGAGGAAAGAGCACGGGAGCUACAGGAACCCCAAGACGAGGCGACUGACCCGUCUGUCCACGCAGGGCAGGGUGAACGGACCAAAGGUUCUGACCGGACCCGCCGCGGGUCUGACGAGCGAGCCGCAGCCUCCCGCCGCGCUGACGCCCGAGCAGCUGAUCGAGCGCAUCAUGGAGGCGGAGCCGCCGGACAUAUACCUCAUGAAGGACACGAGUGGACCGCUGACCGAGGCCAACGUCAUGAUGUCGCUCACCAACCUGGCCGAUAAGGAGCUGGUCCACAUGAUCAGCUGGGCCAAGAAGAUCCCUGGUUUUGUGGAGCUCAGCCUCUUGGACCAGGUCCAUCUGCUGGAGUGCUGCUGGCUGGAGGUUCUGAUGAUGGGACUGAUGUGGAGGUCAGUGGAUCAUCCAGGGAAACUCAUCUUCUCCCCUGACCUCAGCCUCAGCAGAGAAGAGGGCAACUGUGUGCAGGGCUUCGUGGAGAUCUUCGACAUGCUCAUCGCUGCCACGUCCAGAGUCAGAGAGCUCAAGCUGCAGAGGGAGGAGUACGUCUGCCUCAAGGCCAUGAUCCUCCUCAACUCCAACAUGUGCCUCAGCUCGGCAGACGGCAGCGAGGAGCUGCAGAGUCGCUCCAAGCUGCUGCAUCUUCUGGACGCCGUGACGGACGCUCUGGUGUGGGCCAUCGCCAAGACCGGCCUCACCUUCCGCCAGCAGUACACUCGCCUCGCUCACCUGCUCAUGCUGCUCUCACACAUCCGCCAUGUCAGCAACAAAGGCAUGGACCACCUGCACUGCAUGAAGAUGAAGAACAUGGUUCCUCUGUACGACCUGUUGCUGGAGAUGCUCGACGCCCACAUCAUGCACAGCUCCCGUCUGCCUCGCUGCGCCACAGCCUCCACCACCACCACCACCACCACCACCACCGCUCCUCCUCCUCCUCCUCCUCGUCAUCAUCAGCAGGAGUUCACAGAGCAGAGGGCGACUGCGACUCGACCCCCGACUUGUGGUAAAAGCUCGCCAAACACUUGGACUCCCGGCAGCAACAGAGACGCGGGAGAAGCCCAGUAAGAAGAAAAAAACAAACCACACAUUGUUUCACUGCUUUGCACAGAAGAAUCCGCAGGACUGAUGUGGAUUCUCUUCAUUUUAUGUUGAGGCAACGAGAGGACUAACAAACUCGUGUCAUUUCAUUGGCCAGUUUGCUUUAAACGUUCAUACUGUGGCCAAAUGUUUUUAUAUCAGAUAAUGAAAGCGUUGGUUUCCUGUGCAAAGACUGUGACGGUUAACGCGACAGGAUGUAGCUGAGAUGUUCUGAAAGCAGGUAGACCUGGAAGCUGCCAUGAACUGAACAUGAGGUUUCGUUAAACCACAUAUUUUGUCAGAUUAGAGUCAUUGGAUUACCAGCAGAUCCUUCACCUCUGUGUCACUCCACGGGCGCUUUCGUAAGCUUUUAAAUGGGAGUUUCUUUCUUUACUUCAAAAACAAAAGGGUCAUUGAGGCAAAGCGGAUCAUUUCUAUGAUCUACAAGUUCACCAUGAGUUCAACCUUCGCGUUUACUUUGACUGUUGAGCGCAGUCGCUUUGAAGGAGGGGAGUUUUUCAGAGCGCGUGGAGGAGGAAACGCGACACUGUCCGACAAUUGCACUUGUUUAGUUGUGUGUUGUUUUUCCUGUGUUCUCUAUCUACAGAGCGUCAGGAUAUGGUGUAGAACAGUGUUUCAAUGUAAGAUUUCAACCUUCAGAUACAUGAAGUUACAGCAGCCUGAGCAGGUCUGCAUCUGCUGUUUCACCAUGAUGGAACUUCUGCUUUCAGUUUCCUUUACGACAUAUUUGAAACCCGAAUUACAGACGUCAACUCACAAAUUGUCUCCAAGAGAUGUUUGGGAAACGUGUUAUUUGAAAUAAAUACUCAGAACCCCCUGCGACCCACGUGUGGGUCUCGACCCCAGUGUUUAGGAAAGCAGAAAAAUAUUCUGGCCUUUUUAAACGUUGUGAGGUUGGGAAACAAAUGUAUAAAUAAAAUAAAAAUGAAUUGAUUUAAGCUUCAGAGAGGCUGAAGAACACUAGUUUACUGUUUUUAUACGAAUGUUAGAGCACUUACAAUAAAAUGAUUGCUUAAAUGAAGGCCUUUUUAAACCAGCAGUGUCACAGUGUGGUUUUGGUGUAACGUUAAUAGAUUUCUCUCUUUAUUUGACAGAGAAACUACAGUUUUAGUUGCUACGCUCAGACUACAAUUAACUAAAUUAGAUUUUAGAUUAGAUUUUUAUUAUUGUGUUGAAAGAAAUAUUUUGUCAAAACUUUGUCACCAGAACAAAAUGGCGGCAAAUGUAUCUGGCAAAGUUUUUUUUUGCUUUUGCUUAAUUUAUUUUGUACAAUGAGAGGACGUGAAAAUGCAGAAACUAAAUUGAUAAUAAAUAAAAUUAGUUUCAAAGGAAAAUGGAUGAACAAUUCAUUAAAAGGUCCAGGUUGUUUUUAUGUUUGCAUAGAAACGAACAAAAAAAGUUCACAAAAAAGGCUAAUUCUAAAACCAAAUAAUUAUUAUUUUUAACACGAUUACACAUUUAUACAAACAUUAAUGUUACACUCUGGACCUUAAGGCCUUUUUUGGACAAUGCAAACCUUUCAUAGACCACUAGAGGGAACUUUACAGCACCCCCUAACUCCACAUUAUCGUCGCUGUUGAAACUUUUUACUUUUUUUUUAACGUUUUCUGUGAAAAAUCAUAACCACUGUUUCACUAAACCCGUCUUAUCUUAUGGAGGCAAGCGUAAGAAAGAAGAAAAAAAAAAGAACAUUUUUGUACGUGACUUUUUGCUACGGUCGCUAUCGUUGUGACGCAGUUUUUUUCCGACAAUCAGAUUCACCGCUGAAGGUCAACAAAGGUCAUGAACCACACUGUGGACUCUGAAAACUAUCCUGUCUGCUUCUCCUCACGCUGUCAUCACCGUGUUCAGAACAUUCAAAAAACAAAACUUUCACACCGGCUUUGUUAUAAUAAACAUGUAAAGGUUUAAGUGUAAUUACUUUUGUCAACUAUGUAAAACAUGCAAAUCAUCACUAACAGUAUAGUCAGUGUCGCCUCCUUUCUUUUAUUCUUUGUUUAAUUCUUUAGUUUAUUACUUUUGUUGAUUGUUGAGUCACUCGUUCUGGUUUGCAACAUAAAAAGAAAAAGAUGUUGUGCAAAUAUGACUGUGGCAGAGUGAAAUGUGGUUUAAAAAAUGCAAAUAAAAAAACUAAAUACUUA
Solea solea (common sole) is the source of this 4753-nucleotide messenger RNA. Its product is annotated as estrogen receptor beta-like. The coding region runs from base 819 to 2579 and encodes 586 amino acids. Gene Ontology annotation, biological process: cellular response to estradiol stimulus; estrogen receptor signaling pathway; regulation of DNA-templated transcription. The transcript has 10 exons. Gene Ontology annotation, cellular component: nucleus. Gene Ontology annotation, molecular function: sequence-specific DNA binding; zinc ion binding; steroid binding. Lineage: Eukaryota; Metazoa; Chordata; Actinopteri; Pleuronectiformes; Soleidae. The record is from RefSeq and is a predicted model, not a curated record.